Adineta steineri is the source of this 762-nucleotide messenger RNA. Lineage: Eukaryota; Metazoa; Rotifera; Eurotatoria; Adinetida; Adinetidae. The record is from the annotation of a GenBank genome assembly.
AUGAGAAAAACACUUGUUUUCAGAUAUGAUUUCAUCAAAAUUCAACUUUGUGGUGAUACACAAUCUAGUGUUGAUCAAUUAAUUAUUGGUAAUCAAACUUUAUCUGAUCAACAAGCUUUUUAUUCAGCAACACGAUGGUUAUUAAAUAAUCAAGAUUUACAAACAGGUUGUUGGUUUAUUCAUGUUCAACGAAAUUAUGCUCAUCAUAAUCACUAUCAUUUAAGAAAUCCAUGGUGUUCAGCAAUGGCACAAGGUCAAGCUGCAUCAUUACUCGUUCGUCUUUAUUCACUAACAAAUAAUAACGAACAUUUAUUAGCUAUUCGUCGAGCUAUUCAACCAUUAUGGUCAUCAAAUCUAACUCGAGCUUAUUUUAAAAAUCGUUUUGUUUGGCUUGAAGAAUAUCCAUUAGAAUCAGCAACUAAAGGUCUUUUUGUUCUUAAUGGAUGUCUUUAUGCUUUAAUCGAUAUAAUCGAUGCUAAUACAAUUGAUUAUCAACCAUAUUUAUCUGAAUUAAUAAAUCAAAUAAUUAUCUCGUUACAACAUAUGCUUCCAUAUUAUAUUCAUCCAAAUAUUUCAAAUUGGUCUCUCUAUGAUUUAAGUCAUAUAACAACGAAAUCAAAAAUAAAUACAGCUUCUUAUUCAUAUCAUCUUGUACAUAUAACUUUACUUCAAUGUUUACGACAAAUAUUUAAAAAAACAAAUGAUUCUGUAUCUCAACUAUUUGAUUUCUAUGUAGAACGAUUUACAUCAGUUAUUUUGUAA